AUGGUCAAGAUUGCCGUCAUUACUGGCAGCAGUGCCUCUGGUUUGGCUUGCAUGCAAAGACUCUUAGUAUCCAACAGUGGUAUCUCUCUUGUUCGCGGUUGUUUUCGAAGACAGGGUAUCGCUGCCACUAGACCCUCCUCUCUGCCCCUUCGGAAUGCUACCAGCAAGUAUGAAUCGGUGGCUCAUAUCGACGCCGCCGACGUGGAUUCGCUGCGUCGAGCACUGCAAGGUAUGGAUCGAGCCUUGCUGGUGACACCGUUGGACUACAAGGCCGGUGUACAGCAGGAUGCCCAAAAGAGCAUCAAUAUGAUUCAGGCUGCACACGAGGUUGGCGUGCAACGCAUUGUGCACGUGGGAAGUUGGACCGUCAAGGCACCGACGCAACUGCCCAUCUUGAGUUCCAGGUUUGCUCCCACGGAAGAUUAUCUGAGAGAAGAAAUCGGAGACAAGAUGGAAUGGACCGUCUUACGAGGAGGAUACUUUAUGCCCAAUUUCGCCCAUGUUCACGGAGAAGCCAUUCAAGCCAAAGGACAGUUGCUGCCACUUCCUGAUUGUCAAAUCCCACCCGUUGAUGUCGACGAUAUUGGACACGCAGCGGCAGCCUUGCUAGAAAAAGACGACGACAAUUUCAGCCAGUACCAUCAAGCCUUUGUCGAGUGUUGUGGACCAGAACUUCUAUCGCACAGUGCAAUUGCUACCGAACUGGGCGCCGGAUUGGACACGCCCAUUACGUAUCCGACUGCGGAUGCUCCACCCUUGCAGGAAUGGACAUCGGAAAAUCCCAUUCUUUCCGAGCUGUACCAUUACAUGGCAGAGGGCGAGGGGAAUCACAUCCCCUACGAUCCAGAUCCAGUGUUUGCCAAGAUUCUUGGUAGGCCAUUGACGACAUUAGGACAGUGGGCGGCGGAGAACAAACAUUCAUUUGCCUAA
Seminavis robusta is the source of this 930-nucleotide messenger RNA. NCBI's taxonomy places the organism in Eukaryota, Bacillariophyta, Bacillariophyceae, Naviculales, Naviculaceae. The record is from the annotation of a GenBank genome assembly.